Trypanosoma grayi is the source of this 849-nucleotide messenger RNA. RefSeq lists its product as hypothetical. The coding region runs from base 1 to 849 and encodes 282 amino acids. The transcript has a single exon. The record is from RefSeq and is a predicted model, not a curated record. Lineage: Eukaryota; Euglenozoa; Kinetoplastea; Trypanosomatida; Trypanosomatidae.
AUGAAUCUUACCCGCAGGGGAAUGUACAUAGUGGAUGUGAGGUUCUGCUUCAUCGCAGCCAACGUGACGAUCGGAGGGCGCACCUACACGCACAUACAGGAUUUGUUAAAGGAUGUCUGGGAUGAUUCGUCGGAGGAUGAUGGUGAGUCGACCAGAGGAAUGUCUGGUGGAGUCAUCGCCGGGAUUGUCAUUGCCGGCGUCGUUUUGUUGAGUGUUCUGGUUGUCGCUGUGCUGUAUGUGUUGCGUCAGCGAAGGAAGAACAGAAGGGAGUCACCAGACUCUGGCACACCACCCUCGCCAACGGUGCCACACCCUGAACAGAAGAAAUCAAAUCCCCUGACAACUGUUUCUGUUGGUAGUUCCCCGCACACACCACCACCCACGCCUGUUCCUCCGCAAGACGAUGGUGCUGCCCAGGUGCCUGUUGCUGAGCAGCCGAGCAAAACAAUGGAGCGGCACAUGGACCCCACAAAUAUGCAAGAGGUGAUGGACGGGAAUUCGGUUCCUUUGAUGGACAUACACCAAAAAUAUGCAAUGGAUGCAACGGAAAGUGUUACGUCUGCUAAUAAUACGACUCGUGAGAAUGGGACAGAGAAUAUGCGGGCAGUUCGUACUAAUCCUAGAGUGGAGUCGCUAGAACUUGUAAUGAGGAUGGUGGCGAACCAUGUGACGGAUAUUUUUGGCACGCUGAAUAACGAAAGGGAAGGUGACGGCAUUCCACAAACAAUGGCUGUUUUUUCGGUUUGUAAUGCAGGGGAAGAAUUAUCCGAUGAGUCAUUGUUGGGGUCAUCCAACGUGGCGGAGCCGCCAUGUAGUAGUUGUCGUACUCCUUCAUCUUCUAGUUUGUAA